AGAGGACAAGAGCCAGAGAGGAAAGUAGGAUAAGAAGAAAAAAGAAAAAAAAAGGAAGGGAGAAAGAAAAAGACAUAAAGGAGAAAGUGAAAGAGAGUUGUUGCUCAGCUGGGAAUCCCUCCAACAGACUGCAAAGACUUCAGUUUGUGUCCAAGUGAACGGACAAAGCAGCCUGACUGGGAAUCUACUGGGAGCACGGACUGGUUUGUACCACAGCGAGCAGGUUGCCAAGCACCAUGGCCGACAACGUGAACGAGGAGUCGGAUUAUAAUCCAGGGAAAGAUGAGCUGGACUGGGGUUAUGAGGAAGGUGUAGAAUGGGGACUCCAUUUCCCAGCAGCCAACGGAGAAUACCAGUCCCCCAUUAACCUAAACUCCAGGGAGGCUCAGUAUGACCCGUCGCUCCUGGACGUCGGUUUAUCUCCGAACUACGUGGUGUGUCGAGACUGCGAGGUCAUCAACGACGGACACACUGUUCGCAUCAUCCUCAAGUCCAAGUCAGUGGUUACCGGUGGUCCACUUCCCAGCGACCAUGAGUACGAGCUUCACGAGGUUCGCUUCCACUGGGGCAAAGAGAACCAGAGAGGAUCAGAGCACACUGUCAACUUCAAGGCUUUCCCAAUGGAGCUUCAUCUGAUUCACUGGAACAGCACUCUGUUCAACACGCUGGAGGACGCUCUGGGGAAGAAGAAUGGAGUCCUCAUCAUAGCUCUAUUUGUACAGAUUGGUAAAGAGCAUCUGGGUCUGAAGGCCAUCACUGAAGUUCUACAGGACCUGCAGUACAAGGGAAAGAGCAAGAUAAUCCCCUGCUUCAACCCCAACACUCUGCUUCCUGACCCGUUACUGAGAGACUACUGGGUGUAUGAAGGAUCUCUGACUACGCCGCCCUGUAAUGAAAGUGUGACCUGGAUUCUGUACCGCUACCCUCUCACCAUCUCACAGCUACAGAUUGAGGAGUUUCGGAGGCUGCGGUCCCACAUUAAAGGGGCGGAGCUGCCAGAAGGGAACGAUGGGAUGUUGGGGGACAACUUCCGUCCCACCCAGCCGCUCAGUGACCGAACGGUUCGCGCCGCCUUCCAGUGACGCUCCCUUUCCACUGCCAUCUCAGAAAAACUGUGGGACCUACAGAUACGAAU
Messenger RNA from Stegastes partitus (bicolor damselfish), 1135 nucleotides. It is a transcript of the gene ca8, whose product is annotated as carbonic anhydrase VIII. Gene Ontology annotation, molecular function: zinc ion binding; carbonate dehydratase activity. The record is from RefSeq and is a predicted model, not a curated record. Lineage: Eukaryota; Metazoa; Chordata; Actinopteri; Pomacentridae. Bases 237 to 1082 code for a protein of 281 amino acids. The transcript is spliced from 8 exons.